Messenger RNA from Penicillium canariense, 2019 nucleotides. RefSeq names its product ATP-grasp enzyme fsqD (gene fmpC). Gene Ontology annotation, molecular function: ATP binding; metal ion binding. The coding region runs from base 1 to 2019 and encodes 672 amino acids. The record is from RefSeq and is a predicted model, not a curated record. NCBI's taxonomy places the organism in Eukaryota, Fungi, Ascomycota, Eurotiomycetes, Eurotiales, Aspergillaceae. The transcript has a single exon.
AUGCAUCAUAUAGGGAACCUGGCAUGGGACGCGACAGCUACUGCACAAGCAUCGCGAGGCAGUUGGGUCUCUCUCGACCUGCUCCUUCGGCCAAUUGCCGCGACCGAUGCUGGUUCAGGCUCGAACCCAGACAACGUCCUGGAAUUGAAUAAAGUUUGUUUUGAUGCGAAGGCCGUGGCAUCUACCCCAGCCUUUCAAUUUCUCAGGGAGUGUUUGGUACAGUCGAGCGGCGCUGUCGAAGCCGCUGUCGAACCCACAGAUCGCAAACCUGUGCUAGUGAAGCUUAUCCUACCCGCCGUCCGAGGCCAAAUUACCAGAACCGACAUUUUCCAAAUUCGUUUGGCGGAUCUGCCGCACAUCGCAUUGGUGCGAUCUUUUGCGCAGCCGCUGCAACAGUUUGAAGCGGUCGACAUUUCCACAGUAGAUGCCACACACUACCUUGAGACGCUCCUGGUCUCAGCGGCAGCCGGACUGCUGGUAUCAGCCCCCGAAGAUGCCCAAAGCAGCUACGAAUCUCUGUCCACCUCAAUAGAGCCACAGCUUACGAAUCGUCUAUCUUCACCAUGGCUUCUGGACUCGCCCCAACCCCGGCGCACGAUAGCUCUUGUACAUGCAGGCCACAUUCACCCGGAAGAGGGAGGAAACGCGGCUAUACUGCUUAAUGCAGCCAAAUGUCUUGGGAUUAAUGUUGUUGUCUUUGACGAAGCUGGGCACUGGCUUCAGGGGCCAGAAUAUGCACAUUUGCGAAUGGACUUUAUUCCAAUUGAGAUGCCGGAAUCAUCUGUGGUCGGAUUUGGCGACCAUCUUGUGCAAGUCUUUAACUCGUGCGGACACAAAAUUGACGGCGCAACGACCUACUGCGAGUGGUACAUGCCCGCCGUCGCUGAGGCCUGCCAAGCAUUGGGUCUCCCUACGAAUACUCCAGAAGCCUUCACUAUCGCGACAGACAAAUUCGAAACCAGCACGCUGGCCGGUCAUCUCACAUUUCGGGGCCAGACGCUCGAAGAUGCGCUCAAAUUUGUCAACACCACAGCGGUUUCCAGCAACCCUCAAAACCCUAGCCAUGCCACUGGCCCAUGGCCACUCAUUAUAAAGCCGUGCAAGGGCUGGAGUUCCGAAGGAGUUGAAAAAGUCAACAAUGAAACGCAGCUCGCUCGAGCGAUAGCAUCCAUCGACACCAGCCGUCACGGUGAUGAUUUUCUUCUGGAGCCCUACUGCAACGGGCCGGAAGUGGAUGUUAACAUCGUCUUUUGGGAAGGUGAGAUUGUCUUCUUCGAGGUCUGUGACGAUUUUCCCAAGCCUUCCGAUGACGCGAAAAGUCAAUGUGAAAGUUCUUGCAGCUUCCUGGAGCAGAACAGCAUCUACCCUUCCUCUCAUGCUCCAGGCGAAAUUGAUAUGCUGCAAAAAUCAUGCAGAGAUACACUGCGUCGCAUGGGCUUUCACAGCGGUGUAUUCCACACCGAACUCCGCAUUUCUAACUCUGGCUCUGAAUUCCGUCAGAACGCCGACGGCUGCGUUGAUUUGCUCCCUCGGCUUACCAGCCCAGACUCAACCAGUAGCAGCCCGGCGGCCUGGCUGCACGAAGUCAACCCUCGACCGCCAGGCAGCACGACCACUAAAAUUAUUGAAUCAACGUACGGUGUUGAAUAUUGGGGCCUUGCACUGCUGACGGCCCUCGGCGACGGCACCCGAAUCCGAGCUCUGGCUCAGCCCUACCUGGAUGGACCACAGUAUCACUGCGUGAUGGUAUUCAUCAGCAACGACUACGAUCAAACUCUGUACAAAGGGAUAUACGACUCAGAUGAUUUUUGUGCUGAUUUGUUGUCCCGUUACCCGCACUAUCGCCAGCAUCUGAGCAACUAUAUGUGUUUUCUGAAGAAAGGCGACCACGUCCCGCACCCCAGUACAGGCGAGAAUGUCUUCAUUGGAUAUUUAAAUGUGUACUCCAGACGAAGCAGAGUGCAUGCGCUUGAGCUUGCGGCAGAGGUUAGAAGCAAGCUUCGCAUCAAUUGGAAAUAG